Messenger RNA from Sclerotinia sclerotiorum 1980 UF-70, 594 nucleotides. RefSeq lists its product with no specific name. The coding region runs from base 1 to 594 and encodes 197 amino acids. Lineage: Eukaryota; Fungi; Ascomycota; Leotiomycetes; Helotiales; Sclerotiniaceae. The record is from RefSeq and is a predicted model, not a curated record. The transcript is spliced from 3 exons.
AUGAUCGGCAUUCUUGAUUUCGAACGAUCUAGACCGUUAGCAAUCCUUCGACCAGCUGUUUCAAUGUUCACGCCAAUUGUACAGAUGUUUGUCGGAAAUAUCAAUCAGUUAUUGAGAGGAGUGUGCUGGGCUGUUUUGCGAUUGAUCCCGGAAGUCGGCAACAUGCUAGCAAGUAUACUCUCCAAGGCAGUUCUAUGCUUCGUACAGUUCGUCAAUGAUCCCGAGAUAUUUUCACUCAGCGCAAGGUUUUGUAAGCGAUGGAUCGCUCUAGGUGAAGCUGUACUCAGACCGUUUACAUACAAUGUAUCCCUCAGAGCAAUGAGACGCCAGUUGAAUUCAUACUAUUCGGAGAUUCGCAUGCGAUCACCUGCAUCUUUUAGAGCAGUGCCCUCUCAAGUACAGUGCAGAGACGGGAUACAUGCGUUCUGUAUCACAUCUAACGAACCACCCGUUGGCGUUCUAUGUGCCGGCGCACAUGCAUCAAGCUGGAUAAUCGGCGCGGGGUUAAAAGCUCGCAUUAGUUAUCAGCUGGUCUGGACUACGCGAAAGGGCUGGAUGACCAAAAGCCCACCGAUUGUGGUUAUGGUUUAUUGA